Epinephelus fuscoguttatus (brown-marbled grouper) is the source of this 4122-nucleotide messenger RNA. It is a transcript of the gene nif3l1, whose product is annotated as NIF3 NGG1 interacting factor 3-like 1 (S. cerevisiae). Bases 2557 to 3852 code for a protein of 431 amino acids. The transcript has 8 exons. Lineage: Eukaryota; Metazoa; Chordata; Actinopteri; Perciformes; Serranidae. Gene Ontology annotation, cellular component: mitochondrion; cytoplasm. The record is from RefSeq and is a predicted model, not a curated record.
CAGUAAAGAGUUCAGUAAAUUGCUUCGGCUUCAUCUGAUUAAAUUCACCCUCUCAAUUAGAAUAAUAUUUAUUACCAAGUAGCUUUUUACUUAUAAGGAAUUUGCCUUGUUUUUUGGUUUAUAAAUAAACACACAGUAACGUAGACUACUAAGAGAAAAUAAAAAUAAAGGGAAAGUACUGCAACAGUCUAGAAAUAUAGAACAUUUGAAAUAAAAUGACAAACAUAAGUUCUAAUUGCAAAAUUUAAGUGUUUACCGCACAUUUUAGAAAUACAGUUAUGCAUGUUUUCAAAUAUAAUAAAAGUUUUGUUCCAAUCAUUUUUAGUUCACUCUUUUUUAGAGCAUCAAUUUUGAUUUCUUCAAUCUGAGAGCUAAAGUAUAAAAAUAACUCAAAUACAUGAAUGUGUUCCUGCAAAGCAUGAUCUAAGAAUUAUUGUUUGCAGUUACAUCCUGACCAGAAUCUGCCCUCAGAGUCACUACUUUACAUCUGGACAUUUCAUAAGUAAUAUAGUAAAAAUUGCCACUCAGCUGAGUUAAUUGCAAAAAGUGCCAACAUGUUAACAGGUCACACAUAAAAAAAUAAAUUAAUAGCCUACAAUACCCCACUAUUCAUCAGGAAGUGCAGGAAUUUCAAUUUUGGUUUUGUAUGUCCAUCAGUCAGACACCUGCCUUCAGAAACUAGAGUGCAGGUGGGGGUGCUGCACCACACAGGAUUACUCAAUUAGUUAGGUUCCUUCUUAAAAAGCAUGUGACAACUUCUCCAAACAUUUGUUAUCAAUAGUAGUAAUCAAUUGUUAUGACUUAUUCUGGACAAAUCAAUUCCAAUCAAUUUCAAUUUUUCUGUCACAUGAAAUCAUAAAAAUUGUCUUCAGUGAUGCGGGUGGGCCAUCAUGAAAAGAGUAUGCAUGCAUAAUACCAUGUUAGUUUUCUACAGUAGAGACUUGAUGAUCACUAAAAUUAAGUGGGGAGAGGAGUGGAUAUACCGAUAUAUCUGUUGUUGGUCUGAUCAGUUGUUACAUAUCCACAUAUUGGACAUCAGCAAAAAAUCCAAUAUCAUGCAUCACUAGGGGAGAAUGGGGCACAACCUAACAUGGUGUAAAUUGUAACAUGGACUUUUUAUAUGGUUACACAGGGUCGAUCCUUUCGUCCAAACUGCAAAAUUCCACAGAGACUGGACGUGUUUCAGCAGAGUUCAGUAACGAAGAGUGUUUUCAGCCAAUUUAAGUAAAUUUCUUUGUCAUACUUUUCAAUUACUAAGCUGUCUAUAUAAGUCACUGAAUCCAACCAUACAUCAUCUAAAUAACUGUCUUGUUGCCUAAAACAUGGCACCAUUUUGAACUAUGUGACCAACUAAGCUGCCUACAGCACAUUUUCUCUAGUUUUGCACUUCAAACUUAUGCUUGCUUUCCUUCUUUAAAUGAGAUAUACUUUGUAUAUUUAAUUUGUCAGGUAUCUUAUUGACACACAGUUUCACAGUCUUGUCAAUAUUCAUACAUUCAAUACUCAUAUUUUGACAUGUGGAUCUAAGUUACCCAAUCCAUGUACAUCUAUCGGUUCUACCACUGAAUAUGGAUGAUAGGCUAACAGAUGGAUGGAUACAUAUCUUUCCCCUGAUGUAGAUGGAGACCUAUAGUAUACAGAUAGACUUGUAUUGAAUUAACUGUGUUAAACAGAUUCAAGCAGGUGUUACAACUAACCCUCUGACUGUCAUAAUUAACCCCACCUAUGGGGUACGCUGUAACAUCACUUCCACCACUUCUCAGUGAGAAGAAAUGUAAGUUCUAGAAAAAAAAACAAGAACUUUUGAUUUGUAGCAGAGAUGUGCAUGUUGUAAGAAUAAAACAAAAAAUAAUUAAUCUCAAACAGUUUUAACUACACUCAACCCAAACUGAAAUAUGUAAGGUUGUGGUGCCCCGCUCUCCCCUACUUUACUUUAAUAUGGACCAAGUGUGUAGUUUCCUUAGUUAACUACAUAGAAAUUGCAAACAAGUAGGCCUAAUUCAACUAGGCUACUUGAAUCACUGUGUUAAAAUGCAAGUAAAAUCAGUUUACAUGUAGUUCACUACACCCCAACAUUGUAAUCCUAUGCCUAUGAACUGUCCUUCAGUUGGUUGGUAGCAUUUAAGUAACUGUAACAUUUCUAUAUUGUUUUUUUGGUUUAACAUAUUUUUUAUCUACCAUUAAGGGAAAUGUUACUAAUUUUUGACUAGUUAAGAGCUAUUUAAGUAGUUUUUCCGACAUAGAUAAUGCAGUAUAAUCACAUACUUACCUAAUUUAUACACAAAAGUUCUCAUAAUGAUAUUCGCUGAUUUUUAAUUGUCCAAUCAAAAGCGUUGUUUUAAGGUACGGAAGUCGGAAAGGGACACUAUGCAAGUUCUUCUGUCACUUCGGGGGAAAUGUGUCCACCAACGGAGCGGUAGUAGUCGCCUGGCGUUACAGUGAGGCAAGCUAAUGUUAGCUAACUAGCUAACUGUGCUGUUAGCCGCAUGACUCCCUGCACUGAGAGGCUGUCACAACCUGCAGAGCAUCUUAAGUCUAUAAAUAAGGUAUUUACUGAUGUGGGCUGGAUGUAGAAACCUUUCUUGGACAUUAUUAUCACUCACACAUAAAAGACUUUGUACCAGGGGACGACUGACAGGCUCACAGGCUGCUCUCUACCCCUCUGCCUCAACAGUUUCAUUCAUCCCUCCAUCUUCACUUACCCACAGUCACAGCUUUUUUACAAGCCAACAAACCUCAGUCCCCCUCCACUCAUCUCUUCACUUCUCCACCCGCUGCCUCUCUCAUUCUGCUCACAGUUCAGGCCUGAUGGAGCUAAAAGAAGUUCUGCAGGUGCUGGAGCAGCUGGCUCCUCUGUCUCUGGCUGAGUCAUGGGACAAUGUCGGCCUGCUGGUGGAGCCAAGCAAAUCUGGGCCAGUUAAAUCCAUCCUGCUGACCAACGACCUUACAGAUGCUGUCAUGGAGGAAGCAGAGGCCAUGAGCUGUGACCUCAUUAUCUCAUAUCACCCUCCGCUGUUCCGGUCUAUCAAGCGUCUGGCUCAGAAGGAUUGGAAGCAGCGAUUGGCCGUGCGGGCUGUGGAGGCCAGGAUAGCCAUCUUCUCCCCUCAUACGUCAUGGGAUAGUGUUAAAGGAGGAGUGAAUGACUGGCUGGUGGGGGGACUUGGUAGCGGCCAGGUGUCUGUGCUGAGUCAGGCCCUCGGUGGCGCCUCCCACAGUCACAAACUGGAGUUCACAGUGAAGAGCACAGAGGAACUGAACACAGUGAUGGAGGAACUGAUGGCUUGUGACAGUGAAACAACACCACAGCAUUCAGUCAACAGAUCAGACAGCAGUGGGAUCCAUGUCAGUGUAACCUGCAGUGACUCAGCGCUGACCCCCAGUGUCCAGACUUUGUUACGACACAAUGCUCCCAGCCUGUCCCUCAGCAUCAUGAAGUUGGAAAAGCCUCCUCUCCCAGGCCAUGGCCAAGGGCGACUUAGUGUUUUGGAUGAGCCGGUAACCAUGGCAACAGCCAUCCAGAAAAUGAAGACCCACUUGGGUUUGAGUCACCUCCGUUUGGCUCUGGGAUGGGGGCAGACACUUGAGUCCUCUGUGCAUACUGUGGCUGUGUGUGCUGGGUCUGGGGCCUCUGUGCUGAACGGAGUCAAGGCAGACCUCUACGUGACAGGUGAGAUGUCCCACCAUGAAGUGCUGGACGCCGUGGCGAGAGGAACUAAUGUCAUCCUCAGUGACCAUAGCAACAGUGAGCGAGGUUUUCUGGCUGUGUUCAGGGAGAGGCUGGCUGUGCGCCUCCCUGACACUGUCACAGUGGUGGUGUCAAAGGCUGACAGAGACCCUCUGGAGGUGGUCUGACCGACAUGGAGCUACAGCUGCACUCAUUAGUCUGUUAUGUUUGGAUACAAUUAAUCAAAAGCACCUUCUGCUUUUCUAACAGUGCAAUUCAGAGGAAUGUGUGUGAUAUGAUUGCAGGCUCUUUAUGUAAAACUGUGACCUAUAAAGAGAAUUUCAAUGUAUCUGUGCCACAUGCAAUAAUCAAAAGUGCUUCCUUGGUACAUGUUGUGCUAGUUAUCAUGUAUUUCUGGCAGGGUCGUAAUAAAAAUGGGUUCUGGUUGAUCACAAAAA